AUGUCUGGCCCAGCAGCCCCAAGCAAGCAAAUGAUUUUGCACCUAUACCACUCAACUCUUCGGGCAUCAGGCUCCUUCAGUUCCUACAACUUCAGGAAUUACUUUCUCCGACGGACGCAAGACACUUUCCGGAGUAUACAAGCUGAAAGCGACCCUUCCAAGGUCGCAACAAUGUACUCUGACGCCAUGAAAGACCUCGUGGUUCUACGGCGGAGCGCCAUCGUGAACCAACUGUACGGAGGGUGGAAGCUGGCAGUGGAAGAACCUGCGCCAAAGAAUGAGGAAACUUUGACGAGAAGCGAUAGUUAG
Molecule: messenger RNA, 309 nt
Organism: Desarmillaria tabescens
Lineage: Eukaryota; Fungi; Basidiomycota; Agaricomycetes; Agaricales; Physalacriaceae
Exons: 2
Coding region: 1-309 (102 amino acids)
Biological process (GO): iron-sulfur cluster assembly
Cellular component (GO): mitochondrion; L-cysteine desulfurase complex
Source: RefSeq, a predicted model, not a curated record